AUGGCAGUCACCGCCAGACGCGUUUCUUACAUCCUCCCUUCCCCUUCAGAACCCCCACCUCUUCUCUCCCUCCCCCCCAUAGGCGAACCCCGUAAAGGUCGGACCGCUCCACUCCUACGACCCAAAGACGCUUCAUCAGCAACCACUCCCACUUUCCAAUCUCGCAACCCUUUCCUUACACCAUCUCAGUCUUCUCACCCUCGGCACUGCCUCGGAGUCACCGCCCUGGCUCUAGACACGUCAACCUUACUUGCCAAUCACACAUCACCUCAGGGUAUACUAUACACAGGUGGGAGAGAUGGACUGGUCGCAAGUUGGGAGCUGGGCAUACAUCAUAAACGCAGAAAAGGUGGACGAUAUGACUUGCCUCCAGGUGGAAAUAGGGUCAAGUGGGAGAAGAUUGGUGAUUCCGCUGAACUGUGGGUAGGGGAUGCAGAAGAGGAUGAAUUUGAAGAUUCGGAAGAAGAAGCCAGUAGUGAAGAUGAAGAGCUGGAAGGAUGGGUGGGUGUGAAUGGAAAGAAAGCGAGAGAAGUGCCGUACGAGGAGAGAUGGGAGGUGGAUAGGGAUCAUCUUGCGGCCAACAAGCCCCCACCCACGAAAUUCCGGCAGUCCGCUCAGACUCAUACCGAUUGGGUCAGCGCCAUGCUGCUUUGCAAUCUGAACCAAACCGUCAUCACCGCUUCAUCCGACCGGACUAUCAGAGCGUGGUCCCCACACUCGCCCACUGAAUCUGGAUCGCCUUCUUUGGUGGGUCGACAUCGUGACUACGUCCGUACGUUAGCUUGGGCUAGUCAACCGGGGCUCUUGUUCUCAGGAGCCUUGGACAGGACUGUAGGGAUUUGGGACGUGGGCAAAGGUCAGGUAGAUGCACCGGUGCUCAGCAUUGAUCUCACCAAGCUGGACGAGUUUGAGGGGAUUGGAGCGGAUGGGGAUAGGGGGAGCGUGUAUGCUCUCGGAGUUGAUCCCGCCGGAUCGGUGCUGGCCGCAGGGACACCCGAACGAGUGGUCCGCCUCUGGGACCCCAGAGCAGGCGAUCAAAGCAUAGGCAAGCUGGUCGGUCACUCCGACUGUGUAAGAAGCAUCGUCAUGCUCACGGGGAGCUCGGAUACCACCAUCAAACUAUGGUCCUUGGCCGCUCAUCGAUGCCUUCACACCUUCAACCAUCACACUUCAUCCGUCUGGUCCCUCCACUCUGCCCACCCCAACCUCGAACGCUUCUACUCUGGUUCUCGUGACGGUCAUCUCUGCGUCGUCGACCUCGAGCGUUGCACCGACAUCUCAGAUUGUGAAUGUGUCGUCCUGGCUCGUGAAGGUGACACCCCUCUCCUUGGGCAUCACGAGAGCAAGAGCGGUGACGAAGGGAUUCGAGCUAUCGCAGCAAUGGACGACGAAUUUGUCUGGACCUCUACCGGUAGUGCCACUGUCAAACGUUGGAGAGAUGUAGGAAGAAGAGUGUCUCGAUUACAAUACGACGGAGUCAGUCAUCAUCCAUUUGAAGAUCCUACUCGAAUACCUCCAUCCCUCAAUGCUGGCUUAAACUUGUUACCUCCAACCCCAGUGUCAAAUCCUCCGGAAGGUGCAAUCCGAAACAAACGUCUAUCGCUUGACGGGACUGGCGAAGGACAGAGUUUGUUGUUUAGGACGGAAAGUAGAGAAUCUCGUACGGUCGCUUUCGCCCCUACACCAUCAUCACGAAAUGGACCAGUGGAUGGACGUUCUUCUCCUUCCAGAAAUACCGAUUCACCUGUUCCUAUCAAAGAUCGGCCCGUUGUUCCUCCGAAUAGGAUCACUGUGUCCGGCGCAUCAGUUGCAAAUUCAAUCAUGUCGGAUGUAUCAGUGGACAAUGAUACAGACACUUUAAAUGGUAUACCAUACAAAUCUUUAGUUUGUUUAGGUUUACCAGAUUCUCCAUAUUCAUUCGGUUUUUCACAGCAUCCUGCUAAAUCUGGCGUUUCUCUUCUUUCAGGACAUCAUCGUGAUAGACAUGAACAAGAAGAAGGAAGUCCCUAUCAUCAAAGUGCUCAAUUAGAAGUAUACCCUUCUAAAGCAAGGAUAGAAUUCGAAGAUCGAGAAGUUGCAUCUGAAGCUAUACCUCUUCGUUCAACUCCAGACGGUAUCAUUUCUGGACGUCCAGGUCUUAUCCGGUCGUUGUUAUUGAAUGAUCGUCAACAUGUUUUGUCCAUUGACACGGAAGGCGAAGUGGCAUGCUGGAAUAUCAUACGAGGUGUAUGUGUGGGAAGAUUCGCAGCUACGGACGUAGCGGAAGCUUUUGAUCUGGAAAGAGGUGUUAAAGCUGAUCGUAAACAUUCUCAAGAUGUAUUGGAAAUGGUCAAACAGAGAGUAGAAGGAAGUUUGGUUGUGCAUCUUGAAGAGGGAAGAGUUUUUGAUGCAGAGGUUUAUCUGGAUGAAUUAGGUAUGGGUGAUGUAGAUGGGGCUAAAGAGGAUACCAGGUUGAACUUGGGCAAAUGGACCCUUGCCAAUCUUUUCAGAGGUUUGAUCAUAGCUGAAGAACGUGAAAUCCGAGCAUCAAACUCGACCCCAUCCACCAAUCCACCAUCUAUCACUCGAUCCCCCGCUCCAACUUACAUCUCAAUCGAAAGACCCACUUCUCCUACUCCACAUAGAGGUAGAGCCAUGUCAUCUUCUUAUAUACCCGGUACACCAUCUCUCAACAUUCCUGGUCUCACAACUCCAGCUGUUACAGCUGCCAUUUUGCCCGAAUCGGAAGUAACCUUAUCAACCAGUGCACCUGCCGGAUGGAGUUCUUUCAGUAAUGCGAUGCGUGGACCAUUAACUGCGAUACCUCAAAGUCCUGCUUUAAAUCUGAACCAAAAUCAAAGUCAGAACCAAAAUCAAAAUCAAAACAGUCAAACCACUUCCAACCACCAAAAUAUCCAAACAUCUCAAAACGUUCUCCAGAACCAAACUCCCUCAGAAGGAUUACGUGGUGAUUAUUUCAGUAUAACUCGACGUUCAGAUCCAUCACCAAAUCGUACCGAAGAAAAACCUUCAACACCAUCCCCUCUCAUCCCCACUUUCCAACCUCUCGCUAACGAAAAAUCAACAGGAGAUAAAGAUAAAUCUUCAACUGUAGAUAAAACAUCAUCAGGAGAAAGUGGUAAAAAACUCAUGGGAAAAUUAAAAGGUUUCGGUAGGAAAAAGACUGAACCUAUAAUACCUACAACAACAAUAGAAGAAACUUCCGAUAUAAACCAACAAGACGAUCAACCAAAAAUGGAUGAAAGACAAUAUAAUCAAUUGAAUAUAUUAGAUCAAAUUCGUUCAUUACCUUUUUCACCGCCUUCUUCAUUAGAAGCUCCUUUGAUUGAUUUCCCACUCGAAACUCAAUUAUUAAUUUCUGAAGAAAGUAAAGAUGCCGGUGCUUGGGUCGUGACGUAUAGAAGUAGAGUUUGUAACACUGAAAAAGAUUUAGAAAUGUUAGAAAUGAAUAGUCCUGGUUGGUUAUUAGAUUAUUUGUUUACGGGUAGGAUCAAGUUGAAAGAACCUGUUAAAUUGACUUUUAUUCUGGAGCCUGUUAAAGAUGGAGGUGUUGGGGAGAUGCCAGAGGGCACUAAACGUCUUUCAGCUUCAAGAGUCUUACGUGCACGUAAAAUAUUAUCAUUCAUUUAUGAUAAACUUGAAAUUGGUUCUCGUGAUCGAUCAAGUUCUAUAGUUUCACUCAAUAGUCGUAUAAUACCACAACCACGUAAAUCUUCAAUCACCUCUCUCCCACCUUUUUCCAACCCGACAACUCGAACGAACCAUGAUGAAGAAUUCAGUUCGACAGGAGUAGGACCUGAAGAUAUUUUAGAAUUGUUAUGUGGGGAUGAAAAAGUUGAUCCAAAGAUGACUUUGGCAACUUUGAAACAUUAUUAUGGACAAGGAGGUGAUAUGGUUUUACAUUAUCGUUUGAAGAGAUGA
Tremella mesenterica DSM 1558 is the source of this 3921-nucleotide messenger RNA. RefSeq lists its product as uncharacterized. Gene Ontology annotation, molecular function: ubiquitin binding. The record is from RefSeq and is a predicted model, not a curated record. Gene Ontology annotation, biological process: double-strand break repair via homologous recombination; protein deubiquitination. Lineage: Eukaryota; Fungi; Basidiomycota; Tremellomycetes; Tremellales; Tremellaceae. The transcript has 9 exons. Bases 1 to 3921 code for a protein of 1306 amino acids.